GCCCGUAACAUACUCACCAUCACCUGGAGAACUGAAUCAGCUCUGAAGAUUGUCGGUCAACACCCGGGAGUCCUCAUGCUGACGACGUACUGCGUCAUCUGGUCGGUACAAACGGAGGUGGCAGCAACAAGGCGUCGUCCCCGCCGGUACGCAGCGCUGGUCGAUGCGAGGGAUCGGUCGUUUACAAGCGGUCAUCUGGCUGCAGAUUCAUCAGAAGGACGGGUGGCUUGGCCAUGGUAUGCCAUACGAGGGGUUAACAGGACCGCAUUACCCAGCCGGGAAAGGAUGGAACAGGAUAGAACGUAGUCUCCUAGAUGUCCCGUCAGCAGCCGUCAAGACAUUACGUGCCUUGCCGGGAGCCAUCUCACCAGAAGUGCUAUAUGCCAGUUACAUAAAGGCAGCACUGGCCGUACUAGACAUACGACGUGACGGUCCAAUCAUUGCCCGAACAUUCGCUGGGCAACGAGCUGACCUUCAACGGUCUACAGUCUACACUCAAGGGGGACGUGUCAUCCCCGCAAGUAAGCAUAGAGAAUAUUUGUACUUACCUGCCGCACUAUUUUCCUUCCGCCUCGCUCCUGUCGUCCCUCUCGCAGGUGUCAAUCAUGCUUUCCAAUCAUCUGUGCACACGUAUGUGUUAGUUGUCCACGGUGCUGCGUCUUCUCAUGUAACAAUGUCAGAACCAUCUUCCCUUCUAUUACCUGCCCUGCCACAACAAUUACUCGAAAUAGACGUGCAUACAACGAGAAUACCGAUAAUACAUCCUGAUCGCAAAAGACGGGGGAUAUACAGAGCCACGCUUUGAGGGGCUGUGUGUGAACGACGAAGACCAGACAGAGGGGAUAUCGAAACAGAGAGACUAGAGAGAGUGACGGCUCUUGCGAGGAGAGGGAUAUAGUAAUAGAGAGGAACAAGGAUAGAGACGAGUAUGGACAGUCGGGCGGGGCGUGGUGUCGCGGGGCGUAGAGGAACGCAGAACGGACUACACAUGCAUAAUGGAUCGUGAUAAAUAAACCAAAGUGGGUGGACGAACGAAGAUGGUGUGCCCGGGAUUAGGCGGUCAUCGUUUCGUGAAGAUCUUGUUGAGCAGACCGAGCACCUUGGGCACGUUGAGCUGUACGUACUCGAGGUCGAGGAGAUGUUUAUUAUCUUUUUGCUGGGGCAAAG
Fomitopsis serialis is the source of this 1167-nucleotide messenger RNA. RefSeq lists its product as uncharacterized. NCBI's taxonomy places the organism in Eukaryota, Fungi, Basidiomycota, Agaricomycetes, Polyporales, Fomitopsidaceae. The transcript has 2 exons. The record is from RefSeq and is a predicted model, not a curated record. Bases 164 to 805 code for a protein of 213 amino acids.